Chrysoperla carnea is the source of this 971-nucleotide messenger RNA. It is a transcript of the gene wfs1, whose product is annotated as wolframin. The transcript is spliced from 7 exons. Gene Ontology annotation, cellular component: endoplasmic reticulum membrane. Gene Ontology annotation, biological process: endoplasmic reticulum unfolded protein response; calcium ion homeostasis. Bases 108 to 971 code for a protein of 287 amino acids. Gene Ontology annotation, molecular function: protein binding. The record is from RefSeq and is a predicted model, not a curated record. NCBI's taxonomy places the organism in Eukaryota, Metazoa, Arthropoda, Insecta, Neuroptera, Chrysopidae.
UAUGGUUUUAUUAGAUUAAAAAUUAAAUCAAUGACAUAUCCAUAUAUACACAAAACACCCACACAAUUUUGAAGUAAAACCCUUAAAAAUUUCAAAUAAUUCGAAUUAUGGCCGUUUCAAGUAAUUCAACAUCACCAGUUAAAACUCGUAAACAAUGGACUUUACAUGAUGGUCCGAGAGGAUCUUUACAACGAUUACGAAAUCAAUUGGCUGAAGAUGGAUGUCCAGAAUCUCAAGUGAUUUUAGCUAAACAAUUAUUAAAUGAACAAUGCGAAUUAGAUGUGGAUCGAGCAGAAAAUGCUCGAAUUGCCGUGUAUUGGUUAAUAAAAUCCUCGGAGCAAGGGAAUAAAGAAGCCACAGAAUUGUUAAUACAAUGUUACAAGACAUGUAUUGGAAUCAAUGAACAUAAUUAUAUAGAUGUCAAUCGAUGUAUUAAUAUGCCAUUAAAUGAAAAAUUAUGUCGAAAAGCUGCACGGGAUUUAUUUAUUAGUUUAUCAAACGGUGAAGAAUUUAUCACAACAAAUCAAUUAAAAAAUCGGAUAUUAGAAUUAUAUCGAAAUCAAAAAGAUAAAACUACAGCUUCAACAUCGACAAGUAAUAGAUUUCGACAAAUUGAAUGGCCAACAAAAAUUGAAAAAAAUAAUAAAAAAUUAACCGAAGAAAAUUUGAUUCGAGCCGCUAUUCAAUAUUCAAAUGGAGAUCUACCAGAUAUUAAUCAUUCGUUAUCAUUAUAUCAAUUAACAACAAUCAAUAAUAAUAAUAACAACACAGACGGUGAAGAUGCCAGUGAUCAAAUCGAACCAGAACAAUUAAAAACAAUGAUAUCCUACAGUAAAUACAUGAACGAAUGCGGCUACCACAAACAAAUCGAUCCAAAUGAAGAGAGUUUAGUAUCGAAACAAAUCAAAUGUUUAGAAUACGAUGGAGAAGAAAUUUUAUGGAAUGGUUCAAUUGAAUUAAUCAAAAAAUAA